GGGAGGGUGCUGGGAGGAGAGGGAGAGGCUGCGGCGGCGGCGGCGGCGGCAGCGGCGGGGGCGGCUGGAGGAUGAAGAAGGAGCAUGUGCUGCACUGUCAGUUCUCCGCGUGGUAUCCACUGUUCAGAAGCCUCACAAUCAAGAGUGUCAUCCUUCCACUUCCUCAGAAUGUGAAGGAUUAUUUACUUGAUGAUGGAACUCUGGUGGUGUCAGGAAGGGAAGAUCCGCCAACAUGUUCUCAGCCAGACAGUGAUAAUGAAGCAGAAGAAAUACAGUGGUCGGACGACGAGAACACAGCCACGCUUACGGCACCAGAAUUUCCUGAGUUCACCACUAAAGUCCAAGAAGCUAUCAAUUCCCUGGGGGGCAGUGUAUUUCCAAAGCUUAACUGGAGUGCCCCAAGGGACGCGUACUGGAUAGCAAUGAAUAGUUCUCUGAAAUGUAAAACGCUCAGUGACAUCUUCCUACUGUUCAAGAGUUCUGAUUUCAUCACUCGUGACUUCACCCAACCAUUUAUUCAUUGUACUGAUGAUUCCCCAGAUCCGUGUAUGGAAUAUGAGCUUGUUCUUCGAAAAUGGUGUGAAUUAAUUCCCGGUGCUGAGUUCCGUUGUUUUGUCAAGGAAAAUAAGCUUAUUGGUAUUUCUCAGAGGGACUACACACAAUAUUAUGAUCAUAUUUCUAAACAAAAGGAAGAGAUUUGCAGAUGCAUACAAGACUUUUUCAAGAAACACAUACAGUAUAAAUUCUUAGAUGAAGACUUUGUAUUCGAUAUAUAUAGAAACAGUAGGGGGAAGGUGUGGCUGAUUGAUUUUAAUCCAUUUGGUGAAGUCACAGAUGCCCUGCUGUUUACUUGGGACGAACUGUUAUCUGGAAGAAACUUAAAGGGUGAUUUUAGUGAAGAAGCCCUGGAGCAGGAUGCUCCGGCCUUCCGUUGCACCAACAGCGAGGUCACAGUUCAGCCGAGUCCCUACCUGAGCUGCCGGCUGCCCAAGGACUUUGUGGACCUCUCCACCGGAGAGGACGCUCACAAACUCAUCGAUUUUCUUAAACUGAAAAGGAAUCAGCAAGAGGAUGACUGAUUAGCAUGCUAGAGUUCAAGGCCAAGUCACACAGGAAACCACUGCUGCUUCUGGAGGCCGUACAUAGUCCACAAGCUCCUAUUAACCCAGUCAGCAGGGGAGGGGGAGGGGGCAGCGUGGAAGUCAGUGGCUUUUUAUAUUCAUGUAUAAAACUGGGGGAAAUGGAGGGACUUUGCUACUUGUAAAAAUAACACAAUAAAUAGAUCUUAAACAUAGGAAACCAUCCUGUUCUGAUG
Mesoplodon densirostris (Blainville's beaked whale) is the source of this 1315-nucleotide messenger RNA. It is a transcript of the gene CDC123, whose product is annotated as cell division cycle 123. The record is from RefSeq and is a predicted model, not a curated record. Lineage: Eukaryota; Metazoa; Chordata; Mammalia; Artiodactyla; Ziphiidae. The coding region runs from base 72 to 1079 and encodes 335 amino acids. The transcript has 13 exons. Gene Ontology annotation, cellular component: cytoplasm.